CAAAUUCUCUCUUAAAAAUGCAAACUGGUCUUUUAAUAUAUCAGGAAUUAUAAUGUUAUGCAUCGUAUAUUGACUUGUAGAAUGGCACCAGCUCAUCUCCAGAGCAAGCUUCGGCUUUACAGCAGCUGCAGGAGAUAAAUCACAACCUCCGCCUUGAGAUGGAGGCCCAAAAGAGGAGGCACGAGGAAGCCAGAGAAGCUGAACUACGACGAAGAAUCGACCUUGUAGCUCAGCAAGCACAGCUGCUGGUCACAGGAGAUGCCACGGCGCUCGCACAAGCCCACCUGGAGCAGGACCGUCGGCGGUUCCAGGAGCAGCAGGAGGAGUGGGAGCGAUGUGUGGCCUCGUUAAAGUCCCAGCUGAGCAUCAGUGAGGAGCAGAGGAAGGAGACCGAGUCCCGCUUGACACAGCUGCAGCAGGAAUUACAGAACUGCCAACAUCUCCAGGAGGAGGCAGAACAACUGCGGAUUAAUCUCCAAGAGGUGUCUGCUCAGCUUCAUGAUUACGAGGAUGCUCAGGCUCAAAAAGAAGCUCGACUGCAGAAACAUCUCAUGCUCCUGCAAGCAAGUCAGGAGAGAGAACGGAGAAGCCUGGCUGCCAGUCUGGCUCAAGCUGAACAACACUCCCAAGACCUUCAGGAGAAGUUGGACAAGGCAGAGCAGCAGGUGGAGAACCUCAGUAAGAGUCAGACAUGGACGAGGGAGAUAGAGGAGGCACAACAACAGCUUCAGGAGGAGCUGACCUGUACUGUAUCUGCUGUGCAGCGACUGCAAGAGGAACGAGAACAGUCCAAACAUCGCUGCCAAGAGCUGCAGAACCAGUUAUCAGAGGCAGACCAGGAGGUGAGCAGGCUGCAAGGUCGCUUGAAAACAGACGAAACUCACUACUACAACCUGGAACAUUCCUAUGAGAGAGUCUGUGAGGAGCUGCAGGUGGCGUUAGGGAAGGUGCAACAAAGAGAGUCUGAAACACAGGAAAUACGAGAAGGCUACGAGAGACUCCUAGACAGGAAGGAGCAGGAGCUGAGUGAGGUUUUGCUAAAGAUGGAAGUCUUGGGUAACAGCUUGGAAGAGACGGAACUUAAACUAAAUGAAGUGAUGAAAGUCUGCAACUGCGGCUCUUCUCAACAGAAAGAGGAGACCUCAGAGUAUCUUCAGCAUAAUGACAGACUACAGCAAACAACUGAGCCAAAUGAAAGCAGGACAGAGGAAAUAGAGAGUUGCCAGACGUCUAAUAGCUCUCAUAAGAAUUCAAGAAGACGCUCUCGAUCAGUCGAUGCAUCGUACCAGUACAUUGUCACUGCAGGAGAUGGUCCAGAAAGGUUCAUGUCUGUUAUCCAGCUACUUGAAACCAAGCUUUACGUAACAGAGGAGAAACUAAGGGACAUUACGCAAAGGCUGGAGGAACACCAGAGUCACAUCAGCUGCCAGGACCCCCACCUCUGCUCCCAGCUGACCCAGAGCCGAGCCACCGCCCAGCACCUCAGUCUGCUGCUGCACAGUCAGGCAAAGCAGAACCAUCGCUUUGCCCAGGAGACGGAGAACCGCUGCAGGAUGCUAGUCGGCAGGUUCCAGGUCGCUCUGAACAUCAUACAGGCCUGCAGGGAGAGGCUUCAAGCUCCCGCCAUUAAUAUUCCAGAUUGUGAGAGGCAGCUAGCCACUGUUGUUGCUUGUCUUCAGCAGGGGGAGAAGGAUGCAGAGAAACAACAGCAUGAAUCUUAUAAUGCCUGCAGAGGAGAGGGCAAAAUCCUGAAUGAUGAGAAACUAGCUGAGAGUAUAAAAAGUGACACACAGCCCUCAGCGGAUGACAUAGAAAGUAUCGAGAAGUGGUUAAAGAGGGAAUUAUUUGUAGUAGAGAAAAUGAUGUCUGUGCUUCAGAGUCAACGUCGUGUUUUCCAGCUGUCCUUAGUAUCAAAGGAGAAUGAGGGAGAUGUCAUGCACAGGUACAAAAACAUAAUCACCCAAAGAACAGCAUUAAAAAGAGAAGAAAGGAUGCAAUCUGGGAGAACCGACUGUGUCAGUGAUGAAACUUUACAGAGUGCAAUCAGCAGAGUCUGUGCUGAUGCAGAGCUCAUUUAUGCUGCCUUAAAAUGCCAGCAACAACAUGAAAAUCUGACUCAAGUAGAUAAUCAAGACGUUCAAAGGGAAGGAUUGGCAGAUAUCAGUCCACCGGAGUUGGCUCAUUAUGAGGAGCCAGUGGAUGGUUUAAAAGAAGCUGCAAAACCAGUGAAAUCUGAAGACAAAGAGGUCGACUCAGAGAAGGAACUGAACUGGUUAGAGAGGCUCAUAUCCAGGCUGCAAACAAGAGCUAAAUUCUUACGCCAAGUCUGCCAAGAGAUCCCAGAUGAUAAAAGAGCAGUCAGCGAUUGCAGUCAGAACCAUAACGUGGAAAACUCUUCUGAACUGGAGUUAAAUUAUAUGCAGGAGCAGGCGAAGUUAAUUUACUUGUCAGACAGGCUCUACCUGGAUUUAGAGCAGGAGAUUCAGCAAAGUGAGACGUUACAGACCAAACUGCAAAGUCUGUGCAAAGAGCAGAACAUGAACUUAAUGGACGAGCAGGAGGCUUUUAAUCAAACCUUAUGUCAGCUGCAGGAGGACAACAGUGAACUUAGAGAAGAACUAGAGCGAGCUGAGCAAAAGAUUAUAACUGUACAAACUGGAAACCAGAGACUGCUGGAAGACAUACAGAAGAUUGAGGAUUUUCACGAGGAACGGAUGCAAAAACUGGAAGCAGAUUUUCAAGAGAAGAUAAGGGAACUGCAGCAGAUCCAUGAGGAGGAGAUGAAACACUUGCAUGGUCAUUACAUCAAGUCUUGUGUUUCCAAAGAGAAAUCACCUUGUUUCAUGGAAAGUACAUCCCACCUACCAGACCAGAGCAGCAUCCUGAAGCUGGGAGGUGAUGCAGUGGCCAUGAGGGAGGCUUAUCAGAAAGAUCUGGAAAAACUCCAGGCCUCCUGUGACAAGGGUUUCGCUACUAUGGAGGAAACACACAGGAAGCUGUUAGGAGAUUUAAAUCAGCAGCAUCAGAAAGAGGUGGCUGAGCUUCAGAGGGAGAAAGACCAGCUCCUACAGGAGGAGACAGCUGCCACAAUGGCAGCCAUCGUAGCAAUGCGAAGGGCUCACAAACAGGAGCUGGAGAGAAGCCGACAGUCUCAGCACAUCAGAGAAAAUUCAGACUUCACACAGCUCCACAUCGAAUAUGAGAAGGAGAUCCAAUUAUUGCAGAAGGAGCUGGAGGUUCUGUCGGUUCAGCACACCGAGAAAUGCCUGGAAAACACUCAGCUGAGCCAGGAGCUGCAGGACGAGAGAAAAUCACUGGUGCUGUAUCAAAAAGAAAACCAGGAGCUCAAAAAGAAACAGAGAGACACAGAUGAAAUGUCUCCGCUGCAUUUCUCACUGAAUGGGAAUCAAUCACAUGUUGACAGCUCAUAUGAGAUGGAGGUGAUUCUGCGGGCCAGAGAGGCUGAGAUGCAGUUUCUUAGACAUGAAGCUCAAUCUCUCAGAGAGGAGCUGAAGAUUGCUCGAAUGGACAAAGUAUACGCCCAGAGUAAGCUCCAGGCCCUUUAUACAAGCAGCCAGAGGGAAGCUCAUCAACACGAUGCAAAUUUUAAAUCUGGCACUUGGUCUCCAAACAAAGACCCUUCAGGACAGAGCCACGAAAACACAGCGAUAAACUCACACAGCUCUGCUUUUAUGAAGAAAGCGGAGAAAUCGUCCCUCCUGCGGCAAAUAAGAGGAGUUCGAUCAAAGAGUUUAAAAGAAGGCCUUUCCAUCCAAGAAAGAAUGAAGUUGUUUGAGUCUUUCUGAAAAGAAUUGGCUGCUGGCAUCUGCUGUUUCAAUACAUAUCUGCCAUUAAAUGUAACUUUCCUUGUUAUACAGUGUACAUUAUAUUAUGUAUAACCUUUUUACUGUGUAAAAAAUUGAUUUGUUGUCGUGUGUGAGUAGAAGCAGCAGAAAACCACCAGAGGGAGCAACAAGCACAGAUUUUUUUUAGAUGUGCAUUCAGUACCUGUUAAAAUAUAACAAAUUAAUCACAGUGAAAUUACAUUCACAUUUUACUUUACAGUUCAGUACAUCAUGCUGUGAUUGUGUAGCUUGGAGGCAACUGUUCAGGUUUUUAUGAAAAUGUAACUCAGCGUAUUGAAUCAAUAUUUGCAUUAAAAUUUGGUUGUUAACAUUUUGUACCACUAGAUGUAGAAUUAUUCAGCAUUUACUGCAACUUCUGAAACUUGUAUCAAUUUCUUAAGAUGUGUUAAAAGCAGACAUUAAUUCAUGACAUUUGCAUGUAGCUCACUACUAUCUGAAAAUAUUGGACAAAAAUAAUGAUUUAUAUUCUGACUUAUUUCACUGAUAAUAAAGUAUUUGCAUAAGUCGA
This is a messenger RNA of Acanthochromis polyacanthus (spiny chromis), 4374 nucleotides long. Its product is annotated as trichohyalin-like. The record is from RefSeq and is a predicted model, not a curated record. Gene Ontology annotation, biological process: actin filament organization. Lineage: Eukaryota; Metazoa; Chordata; Actinopteri; Pomacentridae. Gene Ontology annotation, molecular function: actin filament binding. The transcript is spliced from 9 exons. Bases 159 to 3806 code for a protein of 1215 amino acids. Gene Ontology annotation, cellular component: actin cytoskeleton.